CUAGGGAAAGCGCUACAGUAGUAACGUUACUAUCGCCGCGUCAGAUGAUUAGCUGCGAGUACAAACACUGUUAAACGACUGACAGCUCGCCGCUCCUUUCAGUGUUACGAAACGGUGGACGUUGUCAAUAAUGUAUAUUGGACCGUCGUUCACACGGUGAAGCCUCUCUCGUAGCGCUGAUAAUGCUGAAAAUGAAGCUACCGAUGAAAACGGGCGAGGAAGGAGGCGACGAAACGGCCGAGGACGAUUCAUUGGAGCAGCCGGAGCACCAACAUCUUCCCGGGGCUGUGCCUCCCUCUUCGGUGUCCGACAGAGUGGACGAGUCGCCCAGACCUUAUGUGUACCCAUCCCAGCUGGACAAGGAGACUGUUUUCGAGUGGUUCGGCCUACAUCUAAACCCCGCUAAGCGGAUCGAGUUCAUGUGCGGGCUGCUCCAUAUGUGCCAACCCCUGGAGCUCCGCUUUUUGGGAUCUUACUUAGAGGAUCUCGCUAGGAAAGAUUACCACGUUUUAAGGGACUUUGAGUUUCGGGCAAAUAGUCCGAGCGAUUUGGGAGUUUUAACAGACGUGAUCGACCCAGUUGUCCGGUCCAAACUCCUGGUCUGCCUGUCCCUCCUCGGCUCUGACAGCAGGGAAUGUGCUGGAAUACUCUUUCGGAUACUGAACCAUGUUGAUCAGGCCUUGUUCUACAAAAAUUACGACUACUCCCUUCCUCCGUUAAGGGACCCUCUCCACCACUCGUCCCAUCCGCCGUGUCAGGACGGGAAUGUGUACGGGCGGUCGGAGCAGACCUGCGGCUUCUCCGCUAACGAAACCGCGGCGGGACCUCUGGAGCAGUUGGCGCUGCUUUAUACCAUGGCCUCCCUGCACCCAGCUUUCCAUUUCCACCAGCGGGAGAUAGUCCGAGGGCAGCUCGACAAAAUAGAGUUUGCCAUAGAGGAGGAGAGACGUCAAAGUCAGCUUAGAAUAAACGCCCAGACAACGGAGCUGAUGGGUCAGGAGGCGGAUUACCUGCCUCCCCCAGCCGGUUUGGGGGAAUGUACAGCCUCGCAUCCUCCAUGCCAGAGCCGACGCUCCAGUCGCUGGGCAACACAAAGAGAAGCGGUGCAUAUAGAGAGAAUCGUGCUCAGGGGCAUCUCUCGGACCAGAAAAGACAAGGAAUACAACUUUGAGGUGAAGUGGUCAGACUCUUCUUCAAGCAGUGUGACCAAAACCCAUGUGGAACUGGAGAAUUUCCUUCAAAAGCUUCCUAAGGAUCAGUGUACUGAGUCUUUUGAGAAGAGCAUCCUGAGGCUCUUGAACCAGGGGGACCAGAGUGAGAGCAGGGAUGUGGAGAAGAACCUCAGGGAAAGGUUCCUAUCUGCUCCUCCAGUCUUCAGACAGACCAGAAAGGUCUGCAGCUUCUUCAAUUGUGACUCCAGUUACUCUACGAAACCUGCUAGCUGCAGAUGCAACUGCCCGCUGGGUAAGGCCUACCAAGGAGACUGCUCCGAUGCCUCCAGCCAGGAGGAAGAGUCGUAUGUUCAGGGAUACAAGAAAAAGCACGGGACCAAGAGUCCAUGUCAAGGUCUCUCUAGUGCCAAGGGCUCCCAGGGGGAUAGUCGGAGGGGGGCCCACACUGCAGAACAUAAUGGUCCAGCAGAGAGGAGGAAGAGCUGUACGCUGAGGAGCAGCCAGGAGGCAGAACAGCACCCAGAAACAGAGAAGAGAAGCCACCCAGCCACUAAAACAAAGAGCAGAGGCCUGCCCACAGACAGGGACAAGGGGAAGGGGAAAGGUGCUGCCUUUGUAGCCAACGGUAGGCUGGUACCAACCCUGUCACCUCAGAGGAAAGAUGGAGGUUCUGGUCCAGAUACCUUUGGUGAAACAUCAUCAGAAAGCUACAGCUCUCCAUCCAGCCCUCAACACAGAGGACCAGAGAGCAUGGAUAGUGAGGACGACAACAACAAAGAUACAGACAGCCACUCUGAUGACUCCAGCAAAGGACCGGGCCCUGGCAUGUUCUUCACUCACCAGACUGGUCCAGCUGCGGUGGGAGAGGUCUCCUCUGUCCACCCUCUGUCUUCCAAGAACCACCAGGCCCAGCUGGAGCCGCUCUGCCCAGAGACCGGCUCAGAUUUCCCCCCUCUCUCCUUCAUGCAUCCUCUGCCCUAUGUGCUCCCCAACGGGGCCGCUGACUCUCCACUUCCACUGGUCCCUCCUCCCAGCCAAAGCAUCAUCCCCGACGUGAAGCCCUCCUCCGGGACUUUGAUGAUGCAGAUGCCCCUAGUGCCUCCAGCUGUCCCAGGCCCUGGACUUGUGGGAGAACCAGAGAAGAGGGACAUGCUCCCAACCUUUGGGAUUCCACCUAUCGGCCUCCACCCUCCGGCAAGUCCUGCUGUGCAGCCUCUGGUUCAGAGAUUCAAAACAGCUUUGUCUCACAGCCAGGGUGGCACUGAUGGAGCUUCAGGGAGCGGUUCUACCCCCGCAUCCCCGCAGGCUUCACACCAGGUUCCUGUAAGAGCCAUCAGUGUCAUGUCUCCUGGCUCCACAUCCUUCUCCUCUCCUCUUCAUCAGUCUCUGCCCUGCCAAGACCCAGCCAGUGUCAGCUCAGGCCUGGCCCCCUCCCUGCCACAUGUGGAGACUUCACAUGCCAAGCACCCCAGCUUAACCUUACCGUCUGGCCUGCCUUCUCCCUACACCCUGCCCCCUGUCCCCACCUCCGUCAUGCCUGCUGUAGGACCGCCUGCAGCCACUGGGGUAGCUCUAUCUCCUGGACAUGUACAAGCAGCUGUUCCUCCAGCUGUGCCCACCCACACCCCUGGACCCGCCCCCAGCCCCAGCCCAGCACUUACUCACAGCACGGCCCACAGCGACUGUACAGCGUACAGCAACAGCAGUGCUUCCUGUGGAAGUGCCCCUGUUAACCCUAUUACCCUUCAGCAAACCCAGCAGCAACAGUUGCCCCCCCAGCAGCCGACACCACCACAACAGCAGCAGCAGCAACCGAUGGGCUGCGGGACCUGUGGUUGCCACAACAACUGCGGCGGCCGAGGCGGCGUCACUAACAACAACAGCGUCAGCGGUGCCUCCGGCUGCCAAACGCCGCUAUACUUCCCUGCCCACCAGAUGGCAGCAGCGCGGCAGAUGUUCAGCGUUCCGCCGCACAUCUUCCAGCUCACGAGCCUGUGCAGCAACAGUUACCUCACCCAGGCUCAGCCUCCUCACCAGGCCAACGGCGCUGCCACCCUGUCCCCCUUCUUCCCCACCGCUCCGCCUCCCGCACACCCGCCCCCCUACGGCCCCCUUCACACUCACUCUCACAGCCACGCGGACGUGUCGUCACACAUGCUCGGCACUGCCAACUACAACCUCCAGCAGCAGAUGGCGCCAGCGGCGUCGUUCUGCCAGCGCAUCUACCACCACAUGUACCCGAAUCAGCUGGGGAUGAUGCCUGCCGCCGCGCUGGGGGGAGGCGGAGUCAAUAAGAAGAACGGCAACGUGUCCUGCUAUAACUGUGGAGUGAGCGGCCACUACGCUCAGGACUGCAACCAACCCUCCAUAGACUCCACACAGCAAGGUGGCUUCCGGUUAAAGUACACAGCCUCCCACAUUUCAGAAGCACUCGACAACGCCGACUGAAGGAGAGAAGAAGAGGAGUCCCUCUGGGUCUCGUUUCCACGGCGAUGGUCCUCUGCUCCUCCCCGGGCACUGUGCGUGAGCAGCUCACUGAAGCUUCUGUGUACUUCAGGAAAAAAAAACUCAAAAAAAAAAAAAAAAACUCAAAAAGAAAGAGUGACCUGCCAAAGGCUCGGUGGACAAAGCCUAAGUACUUGUGCCUGAGAAAACUUUGUUCCCAUGGAGAUGACUCACUGUCUCGUGCACAGCGACAGUCCACGUGACCACGGGCCCCUUCCCUUUCAGUUUGUUUUUGAUAUUUUUGCACUGAGGGUUGGAUAUGAUUAACUUAUUACUUAAUUAUUAGGAAGUUCAGAGAUUUUGGGGGAUUUUUUUGUUUUUACUUAAAAGUCUCAACUGAAAAUGGUUCUUGUACACUUAUUUCUAAAAUAGCGUAUUUAUGCUUUUUCCUCAUUAUUACUGUUCACCUAGGAUUUUAUUGUCUGACAGAAUUGUACAGCAGUUUUCAAAGAUUAAAAACAAGAAUCAAAAGAGUAAUGUAAGCAGAAUGGAAUUUAGGUUUGUUUCAGUUUUGCUGUAAGGUUUUGAAUGUACACCUUCUCAUAUAAGGAAGCUGACUGUGUGUAAGUGUAUGCGUUUGCGCCACUUGAUAUGUGUUUAGUUGGAAGGUAAUUGCUGCUUUGUAACUAUAUAUUUUUUUUCCAUUUUUAAAAUAGUUUUAUUGAGUGAAAUGCACUAUAGCGAGGCAGGAACACAAGUGCACUAGAACAGUCGGCACUAGAACAGAAUUAUUGUUUUUCAAAAUCGACACGAUAAAGUGGAAUAAUCAGCUGAUGCAGCGUUUUGACUGUUUUAGAAUAUUGAAGUAUUUCAGGUGAGGAACAGCUUUUUAGGGCUAGCUUUUUGAAAAGAGAUGCUGUAGACCCCAGCUGAGUAAACUCACAGUAGUCAGAUUGACUAUGACCCCCUGAAUUUUAGUCUAAAGACACGGUCAGGCUGAAAUUCCCACUUGUACACAGAAAAUACUCAGAAGCUCUGGGUAGAUUCUAUUUUGGACUCUGGUAUUUCUAACCACUACUGCGGCGGUUCUACAGGCCUCCGUUGGCGUCAAACUAGCUAGAACAUACAAUGUGUGAUCUAACCAGGUGUAAAGGUUAACAGUUUUAUACCCCUGCAGCCCUGAUCUCGCUCCCCAAGAAUGAUGUGUUUACAUGCAUUUGUUAGCCUGAAACCUUCAUUCAGCCUGUUAGCCAGUUAGCUGUAGGGCGAGGUGGAGCUGGGCCUGAAAUCGAUUCAUUUGGAAUAAAAUUUUAAUACGAUGCAAAAAAAAAAAAAAACGGCUGAAUGGAAAAAGAUUUACGCUACAGAUGUUCUAAUGCGGGGAUAUACAGCUGCUAAGGCCUCUUUAAAACAAUCCACUCAGUCAUCUACAGAGAACGUUUCCCUGCUGAAGGCCCCCGUUAUAACACACUACAGAUGAAGUGGUGUUUGUAGUUUUGUUUUUUAAGAAACAAAAAUCAGGACCAGGAUUUUAUUGGAUGGGGGGGGGGUAUUUUGUCUUGCCCUAACCAAUGGGCAGUUCUUCCUGCCCCUCAGAUGUUGAUUUCAUUCGAAGCUGCACUGAUGCUCAUCAGGAGCAGUAAAGUUAACACUCAAGUCAAUUAAAGAAAUAUGCUAACUUAUUUAAGUGUGUUAUUUCUGUAAGUCCACUUACAACAUCUGUACAGCUGCAUCAGUCUCCUCCACGCUCACCAGUUUUCUGUCUUACACUUUUUCAUGGAUGUAGCUAGCUAGCUGGGCGUUCCCAUUUAUUUAUUAAAGCAAGAUGUAACUUCUGUUUAACUGUGGCCACAGGUGACAUUAACAGGAUGCUAGAGAAUAGUAUAGUCAGUGAAAUGAUGACUCAGUAAUCAGCAAUGUCUAUCUAAAGUUGGCCACCGUACGUUGAACACAUCAGACCAAGCAAGGCUGCAGCAGCGAGAACUGAUGAUCAGUUUCUAGAAGUGAACAUUUUCAGACAUGCAUAAAUGAUUGCAGACAAUUCACAGAGCUCUUUGUGUGAAGCAUACUGACGCUUUAAGAAUACAGCAGUUUGGUAUUGAUGGCCAUUUCAAUUGUUGAGCUUCCUUUUGUUAAAGCUGCAGUAGGUAAUUUAACUUUGUGUCAUGUUUGCCGAGAAAGAUAGUUGAUCGUUGAGUCUCUUUCCUACGGCGUGAAAUACGGACGCUUUGGUGAAUGAGACUCAACUACCUUCAAACCUCCAACCCAAAGUGUCUUUCUAUCCUUCUCGGCUCUGAUUGGUUGUUUUCGUUCAGGCCCGGUGGAUUCUUGCAAAUAGCAUUAGGAGCACUAGGAGGAGCCAGAGGAAGCUGAUUUUCUUUUACAGAUUAUUUUGUCUCAUGUACUACUGUCAGGAUGUAGUGAACGUUUUAGCAAAUAUGACCAAAAAAAAUCUUUAUAAAAAUGACCUACUGCAGCUUUAAGGACAGAAUUUUCAGCCGUUGCUUUCAUCAGUGUACAAGGUGGAGCCAGCUUCAAACUGUCCCGUGGAUUAACUUCUCAAGGGUUGAUAUAUGAAUAUGAAGACAUUUCUCUCCUGCACUCUUGGUAUAUUAAUGUGUUUGUGUGUCAGAUCACCUGUUAAAGAGUGAACUGUUCACAGCUGGCUCCUAUAAGAGAGCAGAAUGUGUGUUGUGUUGAAACACUGAGGAAGGCAAUUACUGACUUUUUCUACACUUGUUAAUGUAGAGAAUGAAUGUGGAAUAUCCAUGUUGGGGGUUUCUUUCUCCACAGAACUGUUGAAAACUGACAUAAGAUAUCUGUCGAACCUGAUAAUGACAUUUGACCACCAAUUUUUGUUUGUUUUAAGCCAUCAGAUUCCCUCACGUGUUUAAGGUUAUUCUACUUUCUAAGGUGGUAUUUCAUGCUUCCGCAGCCUCACUUUGUCCAGCUGUGUCGUUCCUGGUCAGGGCGGUGUGUGUGUGUGUGUGUGUGUGUGUGUGUGUGUGUGUGUGUGUGUGUGUGUGUGUGUGUGUGUGUGUGUGUGUGUGUGUGUGUGUGUGUGUGUGUGUGUGUGUGUGUGUGUGUGUGUGUGUGUGUGUGUGUGUGUGUGUGUGUGUGUGAGAGACACUCUCAGGCUGUUUUCAGGGCUUUGUGGACGCUCUGCUUGUUUUAGUGGUUUUGUCUGCCUACUGUCAGUGCAUUAGUUCAAUUAAAAAUCUAUGCAUACGUGCUUGUUUCCCUGAACGCUUAAAGUGACUGUCACGGGCGCCAGUGGUGGAGACUCUGUGAUGUUUGAUGUAAAUGUGUAAAGGAUGCACACCCUCAGACACACUGCUGUUAGAUCGGACUAUGUCCAAAACUGUUUCCCAGAAAGUUCUUCCUUUCGUUCGACACUUGAAGCGGAUCCGAGGGUCCUGCCGAGCUCUGGACCCAGUGAUCACAAGCAGUGAGCAGAUGUGGACCAGUGUACAUACCGAGGAUGCACCAAACAACCCAAGUGUAGUUUUGUUAACCUUGAUGGUUUGAAAAAUGCUGUACUGUACAUUUGCAAGGGGUCCCGCGGCCCUCAGUUGUAAUGUUUACUGUACUCUUUGAUAUCUCUGUACUGGAAAGGUCAAAUAUAUUUCUAGAGCGGAAUUUGGAUUUUAUGCAAAUUGUUGAUGUUUUUUUUCCUGUAAUUAAAAGCAAUAAAUAUAAAAAUGAUAAGUGAA
Messenger RNA from Dicentrarchus labrax (European seabass), 7330 nucleotides. RefSeq names its product zinc finger, CCHC domain containing 2 (gene zcchc2). The transcript has 14 exons. NCBI's taxonomy places the organism in Eukaryota, Metazoa, Chordata, Actinopteri, Moronidae. Gene Ontology annotation, molecular function: zinc ion binding; nucleic acid binding. The record is from RefSeq and is a predicted model, not a curated record. Bases 183 to 3620 code for a protein of 1145 amino acids.